GCGCAUUUACUUGAAGAGGUUAAGUUUCGAAGUGUUUGAUUUUUUUGUCGGCUUAUUUUUUAACUGAAUUCAUUUAAUCUUUUUUUAUAUUCGACUUAAUAAUUCUCCCAUAUUAAUAAAAUAGUAAUUUAAAAUAUACAAAAUAAGUAACGUUUGUAGAUUUUUUGCGUUGAUGCUAAAAUGGCUCGCAGGAAUUACGAUGCAGACAGAGAGACAGCCAAAACGUUUUUAACCGAAUUUUGUAUUGAGGAAGCUUCUGGCAACAAAUAUUUUAAAUAUGCAGAACAAUUAACAAAAUUAGCUCACAGAGAGCAAGUUGCUUUGUACAUAGAUUUGGAUGAUGUAUCUGAAUAUAACAAAGAGUUAGCUGAAGCUAUAAUAAACAACACUAGACGUUAUACAAAUUUAUUUUCUGACAUUGUGCAUGAUAUACUACCAACAUUUAAAACCAGAGAAGUUGCAGCAAAAGAUGUUCUCGAUGUUUAUAUAGAACAUAGACUUAUGAUGGAAAAUCGAAUGAGACUGCCUAAUGAGCAAAGGAAUGCCAGAAAUAAAUAUCCUCCAGAACUUAUAAGACGAUAUGAAAUCUAUUUCAAAGAUAUGUCUGAAACUAAACCUGUGCCAAUACGAGAGAUAAAAGGUGAACAUAUUGGAAAGUUAGUGACAGUUAAAGGAAUUGUUACAAGAAGUACUGAAGUUAAACCAUUGAUGUGUGUCGCUACAUACACUUGUGACCAAUGUGGGUCUGAAACUUAUCAACCAGUGUCUUCUUUAAGUUUUAUGCCAGUUCACUUAUGUCCAAGUGAAGACUGCCAAGUAAACAAAUCUGGUGGAAGAUUAUAUUUGCAAACAAGAGGAUCUAAAUUCAUUAAAUUUCAAGAAAUAAGAAUUCAGGAACACAGUGACCAAGUGCCAGUCGGCCAUGUACCACGUUCAUUAACAAUAUUUUGUCGUGGAGAGAACACUCGUCAAACUUUACCAGGAGACCAUGUUGCCAUAACAGGCGUGUUUUUACCACUUAUUCGAAGUGGUUACAAGCAAAUUGUUGGUGGGCUCCUUUCUGAUACGUAUCUUGAAGCACAUAGAAUAGUUUCUGUAAACAAAACCGCAGAAGAAGAAACCGCUUCUUCCACUUUAACACCAGACGAACUUGCCGCUUUAACUGAAGAAGAUUUUUAUACUAAGUUGGCCAUGUCCAUAGCGCCUGAAAUCUAUGGUCAUUUAGAUGUUAAAAAAGCUUUACUGUUACUUCUCGUAGGAGGGGUUGAUCGAAAACCAGACGGUAUGAAAAUUCGCGGAAAUAUUAAUAUUUGCCUUAUGGGCGAUCCUGGUGUAGCCAAGUCGCAGUUGUUAGGGUUCAUCAGUCGUCUUGCACCCAGAAGUCAGUAUACUACUGGAAGAGGUUCUUCAGGAGUGGGUUUAACUGCAGCGGUCAUGAGAGAUCCUUUGACUGGCGAAAUGAUGUUGGAAGGUGGAGCCCUUGUGUUAGCAGAUAAGGGUGUAUGUUGUAUUGAUGAAUUUGAUAAAAUGGCUGAUUUUGAUCGAACUGCCAUUCAUGAAGUCAUGGAACAACAGACAAUUAGUAUUGCCAAGGCUGGUAUCAUGACAACGUUAAAUGCUCGCGUAUCAAUAUUAGCUGCCGCCAAUCCAGCAUUUGGACGUUACAAUCCCAAACGCACUAUUGAACAAAAUAUUCAACUUCCAGCUGCUCUCUUGUCGCGUUUUGAUUUAUUGUGGCUAAUUCAAGAUAGACCUAAUCGUGAUAAUGACCUACGAUUAGCCAAACAUAUAACUUAUGUUCACCAGCACUGCAAACAACCCCCAACAAACGUACAAGCGCUUGACAUGAACGUUAUGCGCAAAUAUAUUUCACUUUGUAAAAUGAAGAAUCCUGUCAUUCCAGAAGAUCUAACUGAUUUUAUUGUUUCCGCUUAUGUAGAGCUUCGUAAGCAAGCUCGAAAUUCUCCAGAUAUGACUUUUACAUCUGCACGUAACUUGCUUGGUAUACUUAGAUUAUCCACUGCUUUAGCCAGGCUCAGGCUGGCAAAUUCAGUUGAGAAGGAUGAUGUAAAAGAAGCAAUUCGAUUACUGGAAAUGAGCAAAGAUUCUUUGAAUUGUGUAGCCGAAUCUAGAGGAUUCAGACCUGCUGGUAGUGUUAAUGAUAAAAUAUUUGCUCUUAUCCGUGAAUUGGCUGGAGAUAGUAAGAUUGUUAAAAUUUCUGAUGUUUUGGAAAAAUGUUCAAGUAAGGGUUACAAGCCCGAUCAAGUAGAUAAUUGUAUUGAAGAUUACGAAGCCCUAAACGUUUGGCAAGUAAAUCAAACUCGAACAAAGAUUACUUUUAUAUAAGAGUUUAAAGCACUGACUGAUAAUUUUGUAUUUAAAAUCUAAGUUAG
Agrilus planipennis (emerald ash borer) is the source of this 2393-nucleotide messenger RNA. RefSeq names its product DNA replication licensing factor Mcm7 (gene Mcm7). The coding region runs from base 181 to 2346 and encodes 721 amino acids. Gene Ontology annotation, molecular function: single-stranded DNA helicase activity; ATP binding; single-stranded DNA binding. Gene Ontology annotation, biological process: DNA strand elongation involved in DNA replication; double-strand break repair via break-induced replication; DNA replication. The record is from RefSeq and is a predicted model, not a curated record. Gene Ontology annotation, cellular component: MCM complex; nucleus. The transcript has 10 exons. Lineage: Eukaryota; Metazoa; Arthropoda; Insecta; Coleoptera; Buprestidae.